This is a messenger RNA of Corylus avellana, 538 nucleotides long. RefSeq names its product phytosulfokines. Gene Ontology annotation, molecular function: growth factor activity. NCBI's taxonomy places the organism in Eukaryota, Viridiplantae, Streptophyta, Magnoliopsida, Fagales, Betulaceae. Gene Ontology annotation, cellular component: extracellular region. The record is from RefSeq and is a predicted model, not a curated record. Gene Ontology annotation, biological process: cell population proliferation.
CAGUCCCCCAUUUCCAUGUCUAGUGUGCCUCAGACACUUCUAGAGAGGAAGAAAAUGUCGUCCAAGGUCAGCACCCUUUGCAUGGUGGCCCUCCUCCUCCUCUACACACUAACCUCUGCCACCGCCCGGCCAGAGCCCGUAUUUUCUGGCAUCACUCCGAUGAAAACUCAACAUGGGGAUGUCGAAGUAGAGAAGGCAAUGGAGGAGGAGAGCUGUGAAGGAGUUGGGGAAGAAGAGUGCUUGAAUAGAAGAACACUUGCAGCUCAUCUUGAUUAUAUCUACACGCAGAAGCAUAAGCCAUGAAAUUUGUCAUAAUUUCUGGGUUAUUAUAGUAUUAUUUAUGUUCCUGUAAUUUGAUUUGUAAGUAAUAGCUGCCAUAAAUAGGUUCUGUUUCAAGAGCUUAGAAGCUAGUUUAUCAUUGUCUUAUACCGCACACUGUUUUGUUUUUCUUUCUUGUAGGAAAGAGUUUGUCUUUAUUUAUAGAGAUUAAUUAUCCAGAUUUUCGAUUAUAUAUAUUCUUGUGCAAAUUUGGUUGACA